CUCCUGGUCUAUCCGCAGCUUCCCUUCCGCAUCUCCCUUCGUCUUCCGAUAUGAAGGCUUUUCUACUCAUUGCUCUUCUGAGCGCAACGACGUAUUGUGCCCCAGAUCACGGCUUCUCAAAUGGAUUUGGAAGCAGCAAUGGUGCCCUAAGCAAUGGCUAUGAUGCCCAACUAAGCACAUCCUACGGAGUUCCCAAUGGGGAAUAUCGGGUCGAUUUCGAAAUUGCUGCCUUGGCUGAAAACAUUCCAGGUGGUGGUGUCCCUGGAGUAGACUAUCCAGUCCUGGCUGAUGUCCCUGACACAGGAUUCUCCUGCGAUGCCCAAACUAUCCCUGGAUACUACGCCGAUACAGCCCCUGAGGCUGGCUGCCAGCUCUUCCACAUCUGCCAGGACAGACCCAAUGGACGCCGCCAGCAGGACUCCUUCCUCUGCCCCAACGGCACCAUCCUCAAUCAGCAGUACUUGGUCUGUGACUGGUGGUUCAACUUCGACUGUUCCACUGCUCAAGACUUCUACUUCGUCAACGAAUUCAUUGGAGUCGAACCAACUGCUCAGUAUGCUAAUGGUAUCAUCAAUGGCAACGGAAAUGGUCUUGGGAGGUCCGCAUACACUAAUGGAAAUGGCAAUGGUAAUGGUGCAACUGGCUACACCUAUGGCAAUGGCAACGGAAAUGGCAAUCUAAGAAGUGGAUUAACCUACGGUAAUGGAAAUGGCAAUGGAAGGAAUGGAUACACAAAUGGAAAUGGUAAUGGAAAUGGCAAUGGGUUGAAUGGAAAUGGCAAUGGACUGAAUGGAAACACCAAUGGAAAUGGAAAUGGUAAUGGAAAUGGAAGGAGUGCAUAUACCAAUGGAAAUGGAAAUGGCAAUGGAGUGAAUGGAUACACCAAUGGAAAUGGAAAUGGAAAUGGCAAUGGAAAUGGAAGGAGUGCAUAUACUAAUGGAAAUGGAAAUGGCAAUGGAGUGAAUGGAUACACCAAUGGAAAUGGAAAUGGAAAUGGAAAUGGCAAUGGAGUGAAUGGAAAUGGCAAUGGAAAUGGCAAUGGAAAUGGAAGGAGUGCAUAUACUAACGGAAAUGGAAAUGGCAAUGCAUUGAAUGGAUACACCAAUGGAAAUGGUAAUGGAAAUGGUAAUGGCAAUGGCAAUGGACUGAAUGGAUACACCAAUGGAAAUGGAAAUGGAAAUGGUAAUGGCAUUGGAGUAAAUGGUCACACCAAUGGAAAUGGUAAUGGAAAUGGAAGGAGUGCAUAUACCAAUGGAAAUGGAAAUGGCAAUGGACUGAAUGGAUACACCAAUGGAAAUGGUAACGAAAAUGGAAAUGGCAAUGGAGUAAAUGGUUACACCAAUGGAAAUGGCAACGGAAGGAGUGGAUACACAAAUGGAAAUGGCAAUGGAAAUGGUAAUGGCAAUGGCAAUGGACUGAAUGGAUACACCAAUGGAAAUGGAAAUGGAAAUGGUAAUGGCAAUGGAGUAAAUGGUCACACCAAUGGAAAUGGUAAUGGAAAUGAAAGGAGUGCAUAUACAAAUGGAAAUGGAAAUGGCAAUGGACUGAAUGGAUACACCAAUGGAAAUGGUAACGGAAAUGGAAAUGGCAAUGGAGUAAAUGGUUACACCAAUGGAAAUGGCAAUGGAAAUGGAAACGGCAACGGAUUAAAUGGGUAUACCAAUGGAAACGGCAACGGACAUGCCAAUGGAAAUGGCAAUGGCAGCAAUGGACUCGCCAAUGGCAAUGGAAACGGCGGCGUCCUCAGAUCCCCAUCGUUGUCCUAUGGCGCCCCCCUCCCUUAAACUGAGGAGAAGAAACGACCCAAAUCCCCAAAAAGGCACCGGACCAGGAAUCGGCUUCUCUAACUGGAACCUCCAUUAGCCUCUAUUUGUUCUUAUUCUAAGUCCAUCUACUUCUUAUUAUUCCUUUUUUACUUCUCCUAUUUAUAGCUUUUUGUAUUUCGAGAAUUGUACGAAAAAUCUUAAUUAUAUUUUGAUAUUUAAUAACUAUAUUUUUAUAUAUCAACAAAUUUGCAAAACAUACAAUGAAAUGCAAUAAAUAUAUAUGAAGGCAA
Molecule: messenger RNA, 2056 nt
Organism: Macrobrachium nipponense
Lineage: Eukaryota; Metazoa; Arthropoda; Malacostraca; Decapoda; Palaemonidae
Product: probable serine/threonine-protein kinase clkA
Exons: 2
Coding region: 51-1784 (577 amino acids)
Cellular component (GO): extracellular region
Molecular function (GO): chitin binding
Source: RefSeq, a predicted model, not a curated record